Messenger RNA from Centrocercus urophasianus (Greater sage-grouse), 6729 nucleotides. It is a transcript of the gene PLCXD2, whose product is annotated as phosphatidylinositol specific phospholipase C X domain containing 2. The transcript is spliced from 4 exons. The coding region runs from base 1 to 1008 and encodes 335 amino acids. The record is from RefSeq and is a predicted model, not a curated record. Gene Ontology annotation, biological process: lipid metabolic process. NCBI's taxonomy places the organism in Eukaryota, Metazoa, Chordata, Aves, Galliformes, Phasianidae. Gene Ontology annotation, molecular function: phosphoric diester hydrolase activity.
AUGAGCCCGCCGGGCGGUAAGGAGGGCGGCCGGAGGCGGCGGCAGCGGGCGGCGGGAGCCAUGGCGGACGGCAACGCGGACUGGAUGGGCUCCUUGCCGGCGGCGCUGCGCAGCUACCCGCUUUCCAACCUGGCCAUCCCAGGAUCACAUGAUUCUUUCAGCUACUGGGUGGAUGAGAAAUCUCCUGUGGGACCAGACCAAGCCACUGCCAUCAAACGCUUGGCCAGAAUUUCUUUGGUUAAAAAGAUAAUGAAGAAAUGGUCAGUAACUCAAAAUCUGACUUUCAAAGAGCAAUUGGAAGGUGGAAUCCGCUAUUUUGAUCUCCGUGUGUCUUCCAAGCCUGGGGAAAUAGGACAGGAGAUUUACUUCAUACAUGGAUUGUUUGGCAUCAAAGUAUGGGAUGGACUAAUGGAGAUUAAUACCUUUCUUGAGCAACACCCCAAAGAAGUCAUCUUCUUGGAUUUCAAUCACUUCUAUGCCAUGGAUGACAGCCAUCACUUCUUCUUGAUCAAUAGGAUUCGCUCGGCAUUUGGAUCCAAACUUUGUUGUGUUGAGUGUGUAGAAUAUGUGACGUUACAGUACAUGUGGGAAAAGAAGCAUCAGGUUCUUAUUUUCUACCACUACCCGUUGUAUCGAGAAUUUCCCUUUCUUUGGCCAGGGAAUAAAAUGCCAGCACCGUGGGCUAAUACAACCAAUGUGCACAAGCUCUUACAGUUCCUGGAAACCACUCUUGAGGAACGAAGUCGUUAUGGGACUUUUCAUGUUUCUCAAGCAAUUCUCACUCCUCGAGUAAAAACUAUCGCACGGCAUCUGGUCCGUGGUCUGAAGAACACACUUGUUCAUAGGAACCUGCCCAUGAUUUUGAAUUGGGUGAAAGCACAGAAACCAGGUGUUAUGGGUGUUAACAUAAUUACAUCUGACUUUGUGGAGCUGGUUGAUUUUGCUGCUACAGUUAUUGCAUUAAAUGACCUCCUUCUAGAAGAGGAUGAUUCUUCAAGUAAAUCCUGAAUGCUGUGUCCCACUUGUGCUUAUCAGUGAAGAUCUUUCAACUAUGCUAAACUUUUAAGUGAAACCUACUGUAAUCAUUUAAUUUAAAACAAAGUUUUCUAGAGGAAAUGUGGUUUAAAAAUUAAAUUGUAUGCAGAAGGUUCUUUUCUCCUAGGGCUCUGUGGAUCGGAGUGGAACACAGAGUACCAGCUGAAUGCUGCUGCAUAUCUUUUUGUGGUUACAUGUUUGACUAAGUUAUGCACACAUCUGCUGCAGCACACAGUGUUGUCUGCCUGCCAACAAGAGGCUGGCCUCUGAAGUAGAUGUACCCAAUUACUGUACAUAUCUCCUUGGUGAGUAGGCUCACUGUGUCUCACAGUGUCCUAUUUUUUUUUUUUUUUUUUUGUUCAACUCAAGGAGUCAAAUCAGGAAUCAUUGUUGAUCUCUUUGUAGCAGUUUUACUAUUACAGCCAACACUCUUUUGUUUUUGGCCACAUCAGGCAUAGCUGAUCUCACUGGAUGCUGCUCUUGUAUUCAUCACGCUGUUUUAGACACUACCUCUGACUUAACUGGGGAGGGGAGAAAUAAAACAACUGAUAGCCCUGUUGUUCAGGGAGAAACAGUUGCUACACUCCUAAUAUCUUAAGUAUUCUUUGGCCCCCAGAUGCGAAGACAUGGCACAUACUGCCUCUUUACUGUCCAAACUCUCUUUCUAAAUUCCAAACUAAAGUAAAUAUUUUACUUCAGUUCUUUACUGUGGCAGUGUUUUAAUAUAUCUGUCCUUUGACACUAAUUUGGAGAAUAUUCCAGUCCUUAAAUUAUCAGUAUUGUAACUCUCAAUUCUGAAUUCUUGUUGUGAGACAGUUAAACAGAAGAGAAAACAGUGACCUUUCUUUGAUUUGCUGGUCACUUUUUUUAUUCACCCAGUUUUGUGGCAAAAGUCUCUCACCCAGAUAGUCCUUCUAUGAAAGGACCUAUGGAAGGAGGCUGGCUAACUGGGAAUUGUGUGGUAUUCAAAACAGUACUUUUAAAGACUGCUCAAAACUGAGAUCUGAGUACUGGAUCUGAGUUUUACAGUGUGACGGUGAAUUCCAAAACUGGACUCAAAUGCUAUGCUUGCAGUCAGAACUCCCACAGCUAUGUGGAAGGAAUUUCCUUGCCUUUACCCACUUGUGACAGAGUAAGAUGUACUCACAAGGGCUAGCAGGCAUCAGUGCUGAGUGUAGUCAGUCAUUUUUGUUGAUGCACAACAAACAUGACUGUGUGCUUGAGCCAAAGACAUCACAUUGAUAUUUCUGAGCACGUAAUUGAUGAGCCAACAGUGGCCCUGUGAUCUGUUUAUCUUGGUUUAAAGAACAACACAAAUGACUGGUGAGCAGAUACUGCUUGGUUGUCUUCCUAAACCAGCUGUUGGUGCAUUAAUUAUUCAGUGAUUAUUAACUUGUAUUAAUCUAUUCAUAAGAGAAUGAAUCAUCUUUAUGGGUAUUCUAUUCAAAAGAAAAAUGUCUCUGGAUUUAUUAUUUAUCUUAUUCUGUGUCUGCCACUGUGAUGUGACAGCACAGAAAAAUCCCAAACCAUUUUGUUUGUCACAACUCUGACCUCAGGACUUUAUCUAAAGGUUUGCAAGCCUUCCAUGUGAACCUUGGCCAAGUUCUGAGCAGGCUGUGGUCUGAUUUAUCUUAUCUACUUGUUGCAUGGGUUUUUGUUUGAGUUCUUUGCAUUUCUUCUAAACUGAAUUAAGUUGAAUCUUUUUUCCUUGGGGGCUGGGGAGGUUCUGUCUUUCAGUCUUUUUUCUGUUGAGCUUUAGUGAGGCAGGGCCAAGUAAAUAAAGCAGUCUCAGGGAAAUGAAGCUCAACUUUCUAGUUUAAAAUUUUGUUUGACAGCUACGCAGCAGAUUUCUAUUGCUGUUAUCUUGUUGGUUAAACUUUUAGGACUUGUUCUGAUUGGUAUCAUUUGUUUUCAGAGUUAUUUAAAAUUCCUGUUUUUUCAGUUGAGUCUUGUUAAUGUACUUCUGGCAUGGCCAAGGCCAAAACUCCAUAAUAGUAUUAAAUGUACAGAUUCUGUUCCAGUGGUCUUCUAGCUAGAAAUUAUCUUGGAGCAGAAAAACUUAGAUUAGGUGCUGAUGAGGCAGAAAUAAAAUGUUUGCAGUGUUCUCUACAGAGCCAGAAGACAAGAUGAGAAGGUGUAAUAGGUAUGAUGUUUGCAUUUGACCUUUAGUAUGUUUUAUACUGUAUGUAUCUACCUCAAAAGAGAUUUAUUCAGGCUUACCUAAUAUUUAUAUUGUGUGUACAGAGUAAUGGCUGUGUUGUUGGUCUUUCUGUUCUAUUUAUUUAAAUAGAGAUACAAUGAUUGCAACUCAGGGUUUUGGUUAAGUAUUUUUGAAUACAAACUUGUUUUUUUUUCACUUUGCUGUUGGCUCUAGCCCCUUGAAACGGAGCAAAAGAGUGCGAGGUGUUAAAAGUGUUAACAGAGGGACAAGAAGUGGAAAAUAGCUUUAGGAUUAAUUAUAAAGCAGGAGGAGAAACUCAUCUUAAAGAGGCUUGUGGUGUUCUAAAGCAGUGCUUGAUGUUCUGCCUCUGUGAAGAAACUUGACUUCCUCUGGAAGAAGCUGGUGACUGGCAGCUACAAUGGCCUGCUACAGGACAUCUCUUGGAGAUGCUCUGGACAGUACUGAUGUUUAGAACUGAUCUUAGGGUAAUUCCAAACUGUCCUAAGCAGCAAGAACUGCCUUUCUCCUGUUGCUCAUCAUAUCCCAUAGCAAAGCUGCUCGUGUAAUGGGAUUAUUUCUCUUUGCCCCACAGCAUAUUCGGAUACCCUCACACACUGUGAUAAUGAGCUGCUCUCCAACUUGGGCUUUGAGUUGUGGACUCUUAUUUUUCCAGCAGUAUAGAAAUGACAAGGAAGAGGUGACCUGGCAAGGAAAUGAGGAUGAGGAAAGUAAGGCAGUGGGUUGCAUCUGCAUCCUACACAUAAGGUGUGGCAGUGCUUAGUCAGGUUUGUGGCAGCGGUGGGGAGCAGGUCUGGUGAGUGCUGGUGAGCACUGCUCCUACUGAGAAGCUCAGCUGAGUCUUGCUCUCAGAGGGCUGCACCUGGAUCAGGUGUGGAUCAGCAAGCAGGCAGCAAGGCCAUGUGUGACCUUAAGGGAAAUAAAGAUUGGCAUUAGUGCAGGAGAAGGUUAAGGGACCUGUGUGGUUGAUGCGGACCUGCAUCUGUUGAGCAUGCUCAUAGCUUUACUUGGAUCUUCUCAAAGCAGUAGAAUUCAAUUUUGAACAGUUACAGUUGAAAACUCUCCGUGGGUAAUUGAGUACUUGAUGAUUUUGUAGAUGUAGGAGAUAAGAAGUCCAUAUAGUAAUAGCUGCUUGAGGCAAAAUACUUGAAACAUGUGUUCUUGAGCAAUUAUUUAUAUGGUAUGUUGUUAUAGAUUGUUUACUUUAUUUGCUGUUUCAUUGCUGUCACUUCUCUUCCUUGUGUGCAUAUGCUGAAUGCUGAGCACACUGAUAGCGUGCCCAUGCUCAGUGCUGUCAUAUGCAGCCCUCAGGCACACCUGAGGCUCACAGACCUCUGUGCACAUCCUGGUAGAGAACAGCAGAGAGAAGAGUAUCAGAAACAUGGGAGUUGUAGUGUCUUACCAUAUGUUUGUAAGUGAAAGCUAAGAGUUGUAACUAGCUUGAUUUUUCAGACUAUCAGUCACUUAGCUUGUGGUUUUUUGUUGUUGUUGUUGUUGUUGUUGUUUGGUGAGGAGAAGCUGAGCUGAGUUGUAGUUCUUUGUUUGCUUUUUUGUUGCUUUUUUAUUUGAAAACACAAGUUUCUUGCAGGUGCUUUGCUGUGAUGGUGAAAAUCACUGCUGGAGGUGGUGCUGAUGAGGGAUGUUUUAGGGGUGCAGUGGUCAGUGACACAUGUCAGAUUGAGAAUCUUUGAUAAUCAGCCUCUUUGUAAUCAGCAUUUCUACUGAACUGACAUUUUAGGGAAGACUGAGAAGAAUGGGAUCAUCUGCUCCUGACACCUGUUUUCUACUGUGUUGGUACUGAGUUAAUAUGUGGAUGAUAGUCAGGAGGCACUCAUGCUGUAAUGAAGUUUUUAGACCAGGGACUUCGGCUCAAAGUAGGGUGUCUGCCAAGGUACUUAUCUGUUGCUCUGAUCUGGUUAAGCCUUGGAAAUAUUUUCCUUGUGUACCUGUCUCACAUGUCAGAGUUUAUGUAUACAGAGUUCACUGUAUAAUUAGCAGUUCUCAUUUUGUAUUUGUUUCAAAUAUUGUGGCGAUUCUGUUUUAUACUACAUUAAAUAUGAAAGUCAGUUGACAGAACCUGUGAGACUUGAUGAUUACUUGAAUAUGAAAUAUUUAUUAGAGUCCAUGUGCACUUUCAUUAAGACUUUCAGGUGGACUUAAGUAUAUUGUUACCCAUCCUUGAAACUCGAGGACCACUUCUUGGGAUGAAAUGUAAUUUGUGGUGACUGCUUUGAAUGCAGGAGAAUGGUUCAGUGUGAACACCAGAACUAACCCAAAACUGUAUUCAAACUUCAUACUAUAUCAAGAUGUAGUCCUUUUAGCAGAGAAGAUGAUUUCUUGCUCUUCUAGGUGUAUAAUGGAAGUUCUUCUGCUGUCUGGUAGCCAGAGCAUACACUGACAAAAGUAGUGGAAACCUACUGGGUGCUGAUCUUUCUAAGGGUCCCAAUUCAAUUUGCUGACAGAAGGCACUAUGGUAGGAGUUCACUAUAUUUGAACUGGCCUCCAUUUACUAGUUAGUUUACAAAUAAGAGCUCUUGGCUUUUAAGAAGUCUGUGAUUGGACCGAGAGAAAUGGACAUCCAUGCAUUUUGUUGAAACACACAAAUAUUGCUCAGUUGAAAUGUUUUCAAACUCCAGUUAGCUUUAUUUGAAUACAGGUUUGAAAAGCUAUCCUGCAGUAGUGAAAUGCUGCACCUGCUCUCACUAGUGUAAGUGCAGUAGAUCUGUUUUGCUUUGAGCUGGUAGAAGAACUCAAGCAUACACUGGAGAGUGAGUAGAUUUUGUGCUAACAAUGUGUAUGUGGGUAAGAAUGCAGCAUUCUACUUAAUGCUAAGUAGAUAAAUGAUAAUCUUCCUAGCAUUUUGGGUUAGAUUGUUAAACCAGUCUGUUUUACAUUUUAAAGUCAGGUCCUCUGAAUGCGAGUCUCACUGAAGAAGUAUGUUCAUGUAAACAUUUUCUACAAGUCUUUAAUCUUGUAAACAAGCUGUAGCUCUUAAUUGUAAGGCCUGGAAUAGCACUCACAGUUUAGUUGUGUGCUGAAUCAAAUUAUAUUUUAUAUUAUAUAAUUAUAUUACAGAUAUUUGCAUAUUGUGAUGCUCAGUGAUACAGUGCUGCUGUUAUGCUUUGUAGACCUGUGAUAAUUUACUGUCUAUCUCAAAUUCAGCUGUAAUGUAUUCUCAAUUCUUAGGAAAAGUACAUUCAUAUCAAAGUGAUUUUGACUCUUCAACUUUGCUCAGUGUCAAAUGUAUUUUGUAAUUGAAAUUUUUUGUUUGUACCCUUAAUGGGAGGGGCAAAGGAGGCCAGGUGAAGAAGAAUUACUUGCAAUUCAUAUUUUGUGCAAUUUCUCUUCUUUUUGGCCAUUCAUGCUUUGAGUCUGUACAAUUCAGUCUUGUGAUACCAGGAUGCCUCACUUGAACUGCAGAUAAACUUGGGUUGACAUCUGUGUUUCUGCUUUAUUCUGCAUCUAUAUCAUUGGGGUUUUUAAUCCUGAAAAUAAAAAUGUCAUGUGAGAUAAUC